Vanrija pseudolonga is the source of this 630-nucleotide messenger RNA. RefSeq lists its product as uncharacterized. Bases 1 to 630 code for a protein of 209 amino acids. The transcript is spliced from 2 exons. The record is from RefSeq and is a predicted model, not a curated record. Lineage: Eukaryota; Fungi; Basidiomycota; Tremellomycetes; Trichosporonales; Trichosporonaceae.
AUGCCCCACGCCGCACCCUCCCCGACCUUCCCGCGCGCCGAGUGGCCGGCCGACUCGACGCCCCUCUCGGCCGCUGCGCGCGCGGCCUCGCGCAGAGUCGGCACCGACAUUGACGUGACAGAGGCGACGUUUGCGCUGGCGCUGUAUGACAAGGUGUCCGAGUAUACAGCCUACCUCCGCGCGAUGCACGUCGGGCGCGACGCCCCGCGCUCGCUCGAGGCCUGGCGCCUCGAGACGGACGCGCUCGUUGCGGCAGUGUACGCGCUCGCGGACCACGCGCUGCCGUUCGCGCCCGAGCUGCCCGACGUGCUGCCCUUCGUCCGCGCGGCCCUCGACGCAGGCUACGUGCGCGGCGUGGACGCCGACGAGGCGAUGCCGCGGUCUGCGCAGGAGCAGUUCCGCGCCUUCUCGGACGAGUACGGCCUCGAGUUUGUCGAGCGCAAGGCUGCGACCGACGGAGGCAGCAUGUCGGCCGACGAGGGCGAGGCGGCGCUUGCGCGCCGUCGUCGCCGCCCCAAGAUGCUCUUCCGCCGCCGUAUCACCCUCACUCCGGCGCCGAUGGGCAAGGUCAAGAUCAAGAGCGCGGCCCUCAGCCACCAGUUUGUCCGCCUCGCCGUGUCCACCCCGUAA